AUGGAAUUACUUCCUGUGAGAGCAAGAGCUAAUGAAUGUACACCGCAUGCAAGUGAGCUAUUCUUUAUACACGGCAAAAAAUACACUCCCGAGUACUUUAUCACCUCUGUCUUUCCAUUUCUUCCUGGGUUGGAAAAAGACAGUAGCUCUAAUCCAAAGUCAAAUGUUUCGGCGAUUCGUGUCUAUGAAGACCUGCUCGCACAGAUUAAGAAGUACUCGACAGAAAUAGAGAGAUUCUCAAAAUUACCAAAUGCACCAGGACUAAGUAUAUCUUUAGACUUUAAGAUACUCAAUUAUUUACACAUCCAAGACAAAGUCUGCUUUAAAUUACCAAUAAAAAACGAGCCAGAAAUAUAUGCAGCUGAUCUAUUCCAAUCACAUUCCCUCCCAGAUGGUGAAAUACUCACCAUCUUCAUAUUCUAUAUCAGAGAAAGCAUACUGGCUCGGAUAAAAGAAAUACUGCAAUCUCCAGAGGACCAACAAAAGAAAGACCCGGCAGAGCUCCAGCAGUGCCAAGCACAUAUAUAUCAGAAUCGCAUAGAAAGUCUUAACCAAAGCCUUCUGCGCUACGAAUCUUUUGGAAAAGUGUCUGUUAUGAAAGAAGGAGAGAAAAAAGAAAGAAAGAAAAUACAGAAAACAAACUAAAGCUUCGAGGUAUGCCCGGCGGUAUUCUAAGAGAAUAAUGUAGAUAUGUAGUUUAUUGCAAUAAAUAGUGCACUUAUCAC
Nematocida parisii ERTm1 is the source of this 725-nucleotide messenger RNA. RefSeq lists its product as uncharacterized. NCBI's taxonomy places the organism in Eukaryota, Fungi, Microsporidia. The coding region runs from base 1 to 645 and encodes 214 amino acids. The record is from RefSeq and is a predicted model, not a curated record. The transcript has a single exon.